AGACAGACAGACAGACGCACAGACAGACAGAUGCACAGACAGAUAGAUAGAUAUAUUGAUUACCCUAACCUAACCCUAACCCUAUGAAUAAAUAUACAAAUUUUAUCCUGGAAAUUAACAGUCAUGCAGUCCUACUGUAGUUCUUUAUAAAACAUGAUUUGCAUUGCUUGUUUUUCCGUGAAGGCAACGCCUAGUACCUACUAUAGUACUAAUUCACUGGAAAUAGCUAACCUGAGAGCAGCAUUCACCUCCUUUAAAAAAAUUAUACUUCAGCAUCUACCAUGGACCAGAACACUUCUGUAAACGGGACUCUUGAAUCUGGAAUCUGUGUACAUGGAAACACAGUGGAGCGGUAUAUGUACCCGACGGCUUACUCGCUGUUCUUCAUCAUUGGAUUUCCAGCAAACUGUCUGUCCCUGUACGUGGCCUGGGUUCUGAUGAAGAAAGGCAAUAAUUUGGCGGUUUAUCUGAUUAAUUUGUCAGUUGGAGAUCUGCUGUAUAUCCUCACUCUUCCCGUUUGGAUCGUGAUGGCACUCGGUUAUGCGGUGGACGACAGUCUGUGCAGCGUUAUAGCAGUGGUCAUGUUCAACAGCUUCUAUGUGGGUUCAGGCUUUCUGUGCUGCAUCUCUGUGGACCGAUAUUUAGCCAUCGUGUUUCCACUGCAUUUCGCACGUGUGCGAGAAGUCAGAACUACAGUAUUGGUGAGCGCCAUCGUAUGGCUGCUGGAGAUUGUGCUUCAUGUGGAUCUUCUAACCUACACGAAGGCGAUCAAUAACUUUUCUGCCAGUCGUCUGUGCCAGGAGCCAAUGAUAAUGAGCGCCGCCGCUGCAAACAUGGCCAUCACACGCGCGGCCCUGGGAUUUCUGGUUCCUGUACUCAUUAUGAGCUUCUGCUUCGAGGAGAUCAUCAGGGCGCUGAAGAAAAGCACCUCUACUGUGGUCAGCGAACGGAGGAAGAUCUGCCGCCUUCUCUUCUCUCUCCUUUUCACCUACCUUUUGGCUUUUACACCCUUCCAGGUGGUGAUGUUCAUCAGGGGACUGCUGGAGCCCGGAAACUGCAGCGUCGCACACAAUCUCAGAGACUAUUACAUGGUGUUUGUGGCUACGACUACAAUAAACAGCGUUUUAGACCCCAUCCUAUAUUGUCUCAUAAGUGACAGUGCCAAAACUGAAAUGAAAAGACUUUUUAAGGUCUGUGAGGAGCAAUUCGGUAAGAUUUAUUCAUCUGUGGUGAAAGCCUGACAUUCUGAAUUAUACUGAUGUCUCGACUCAUUUGUCAUCAACAGACUGGACAUGUUUGUCAUUAUCCUUAGCGUGUAAAAUCUGACUUGAAAUUAUAGUCUGAGUUUUUGUUUUGUUUUGUUUUUAAAUGGAACUUUUUUUGAGUAUCAUAUUUGAUACAUCAGGCUUUUAUGGCUCAUAUAGCAUAAUUACACUAAAAAUGACAUUUACUUGUUUUAAAAGUAAUUUAGACGAGAGUAGUUGGAUUUUCAGCUAAAUUUGUAUCAUUUACAGUCCUUAUCAAAUAUGAUACAGCAGCUUUUUUCAAGGGUUAGAACCAUAAAGGCUUCUUUUUGAAAAGUGUAUAUAUAAAUAUAAAUUGUAAGUAUGUGUGAAAUUGUUUUGAUGCCUUUACUGUUAUUUUAAGAUGUGGAAAAUAGUCAUAUACAAAUGAGCAGGUGAGUCCAAACCUGUGCGUCUGUUCGGCAUGUGUAUUCGUUUCCAGAAAAGAAAAGAGAGUUGUGAAACGUAUUCUAUGUGCUGCAACAAACAUGCAAAGC
Molecule: messenger RNA, 1780 nt
Organism: Carassius gibelio (silver crucian carp)
Lineage: Eukaryota; Metazoa; Chordata; Actinopteri; Cypriniformes; Cyprinidae
Product: ovarian cancer G-protein coupled receptor 1-like
Exons: 1
Coding region: 282-1241 (319 amino acids)
Biological process (GO): G protein-coupled receptor signaling pathway
Cellular component (GO): membrane
Molecular function (GO): G protein-coupled receptor activity
Source: RefSeq, a predicted model, not a curated record